Zerene cesonia (dogface butterfly) is the source of this 13428-nucleotide messenger RNA. It is a transcript of the gene Dhc93AB, whose product is annotated as dynein beta chain, ciliary. The transcript is spliced from 65 exons. Lineage: Eukaryota; Metazoa; Arthropoda; Insecta; Lepidoptera; Pieridae. The record is from RefSeq and is a predicted model, not a curated record. Gene Ontology annotation, biological process: microtubule-based movement. Gene Ontology annotation, cellular component: dynein complex. The coding region runs from base 1 to 13362 and encodes 4453 amino acids. Gene Ontology annotation, molecular function: dynein light intermediate chain binding; minus-end-directed microtubule motor activity; ATP binding.
AUGGACCAGCCAGGACCAUCUUCAUCCAACCAAGACCCACGAUUCGAUUUCAUCGGUUCAUACGCAGUUAAAUCCCUUAAAUUAAAACCAGAAAAAUGGAUGCGUGUGCUCAGUAUCGAGGAGCACAGGUCAACUUUAAAAGAUUUUGUCGACAAACCUCUGCCGUUACUGUUAGUAAUUGUAUUGACGCAUGCAGCGCAAUUGGUACCAGUCAUAACAUUUCCUUGCUAUUUAAAGAAUAAAGCAGUUUAUUUUGUUAAGAAACGGGCCACUCCUAUACCAAAAGAACAAUGCGCUGAAAUGGUUAUCUUCGGUGACCUAGCACCCCGUUUAAUAGAUGAAUUAGCGGCACUUGUAGAUGAAGUGUUUGUUCCUUUGCUAUCAAACCCUUCGAAUCACGAAGGAUGGCCGCUGGUUGUCUCUCAGGAUAUUUUGAAACAAAUUCAUAAUCUUAAAAGCACUGUUUAUGAGGUUAAAGGAAAAGUUAGCGGGCAAACCGUUCUUCCUAUGCCUGUUGGAGUUGAACUCGUUCAUGAAGCAGAAAAGGAGUUACUCAAGGGCCAAGAAGUAGACUUGUAUUUAAAGAGCGCUAUCGAGGGAGUGGUUAUAAAGUGGGCUCAACAAAUCAAUGACGUCAUGAUGGAAGAUUCUGCACAAGCGUUUGAAAAUGGACAAAAUCCUCAGCCGAAUGUUGAACUUGCAUUCUGGAGGUCAAGAUUAAGCAAUUUGAAUUAUAUCUACGAUCAGCUACGAAUGGAGAGAGUGCGUUGCAUGGCUGUUAUCUUAGAGAAAACGACUUCGGCCUAUUAUCCAUGCUUUAGUCGCUUAUUUAAAAAUAUUGUAUCAGCGCUGGCGGAAGCUAGAGAAAUUGAUAUGUAUUUAAGAACACUAGAAAAACAUUUUCAAGCCCUCGAAGAUACCGAUUUUACAGAAUGCCAGCCGUUAUUUAGACCUCUGUUUCAUGUGAUAUGUAUGGUUUGGCGAGAUUCGAAAUAUUAUUGCAGUUCCUCCAAGCUUAUGGUUUUAAUUAAACAGAUAUGUAAUUUAAUUAUUUUCCAGGCAAAAAAAUGUUUAGACCCAAGCACAUUAUUUCAUAGCGAUAUAGACGAAGCCAGGCAAAGAAUCCAGAUAACUAUCAACAUACUUAAAAACUUUCGUAGCACUUUCGACUACUUCAAGGAAAACUUGCCAAAGUACUUUGAGAACAGAGCUGUUUUAUCAUGGACAUUCCAUCCCAACGUUGUGUUUGAAAGAAUGAAUAAAUUUCUAGAACGAUUAAAUACUAUUCAGUGGUUCUUUAAAACUGUACUGGAAUUUCAAAAAUUGGAAAAAAUCGAGAUUGGCGGCAUGAAAGGUAGAGUUUUAGGAGGACAAAUAAGAGAAAUAUCUGCUGAAUUCGAAUCCUACUUUCACAGUUUUGCCUCUAAGUCAUAUGAUGUACUUGACCCAGACGAUGAAACUUUUAAUGAAGACUUUAAAGUAUUCCAAGAUAAUAUUAUAGACUUAGAUUUAAAAUUAUCUACCGUAUUGGUGGAAUCUUUUGACAAUUGUUCGACUUUGGAAGCGAUUUUCAAGCUAAUUGAUAUUGUGGGUUGCGUCUUAGAUAGACCACUUAUAAAAAAUGAAUUCACUGCAAAGUACGUUGAAAUUAUUGUUAUGCUUGAAAAAGAGAUAGCCAUUUGUGAAGUAAGUCAAAGUACAAAGAGAGGGCUCCUGUACAUGACGAUGCUAGCUGCAAGGAUAACCAAGCCUAUAGCUAGCUUUCGCAAUUUGCCGCACCCGAUAAAAGGGUGCGGCGAGGCCGUCAAACUUUUCGCAAGAUAUGAUGAACUCAUAAAAAAUAUUAAUGAGUUCAAAAGAAAAUAUUUCAAUGAUUGGGCCGCAACCAUACCAGCAGUAAUAGAAGAGAAGACAAAUAAUCCUAUAAUCACAAGACAGGGUUCAGACCUCAUAUUAAAUUUUAGUCCAGCGCUGUUGGAGUUAAUGAAAGAAGUACAUCAUUUAAGAGCUAAUCCUGAUAUUGAGAAAGAAUUGCCAAAAGAAAGUAUGGAUCUAUUUAAUAAGCAGGAAACCUUUCGUCAAUACAGAAUUAACUUAGGCAUAACAAUCGAUUGGUAUAACCAGAUACAUAAAAAUAGUCAGAAAGUGGAAUUCGAUUUAGUUGAAGAUGAAAUAAAAGCUAUUGAUCAGAGAAUUGAAAUGGCGCAACAUGAACUUAAUUGGAAUUCUUACGAUUUGUGGAAUUAUUUACAAGAACUUCACAAAUUAGUGGGAAGUUUAUAUGACCGAAUGUCUAAAAUACAGGAUAAUUUACAAGAGAUCAGAGAGAUAAUGAAAACGUGGUCAUCACAACCUUUAUUUGAGAGAAAAGAAGGGAAAAAGGAUACCUUAAUGAAUUUGGAAGAUCGCAAAGAACGUUCAAACAGAAGAUAUACUGAUAUUCAAAACACUGCUGAACGUAUUCGAAUUCUUUUAGAUGAAAAUAUGCAGUUAUUCAGUAUGCAAGAAAAUCAGGACAGUGAAAUUUGGCUAGCAUAUGUUGCAUUCAUUGAUAAUUUAAUUGAAGAGUCCUUGUUUAAAUCUAUUGCAUGCAGUAUGGGGUACAUAACCGAACAUAUGAAUCCUAAAAAUAAAUUAGCCCCAUUAUUUGAGGCCCAAUUGGAACUUCUAGAACCAGAUAUGGUGUUUUGCCCAAGCUUGGACGUUAACAACGAGAAAGGUUUUACGGCCUUGAUAAAUAAUCUCAUCGAUGACAUUUUAAGGAUGUCCACAUUAAUAGAAAGAAUAUAUAUAAAUAAAACUGAAUCAUAUCAUGAACAAAUUAUUAAUAAUCCUGAUAUUCUUGAGAUGAAGGAAGAAAUUUUUGAUGGAAUUGAAAGGGUGAUUGAGGAAGCUAAUGAAUUUUGUAAAACUUUCGAAAAUUAUUCAUAUUUAUGGUUAGAAGAGAGAGAUGCGAUCAUGGAGAUCUUCCUUGAAUAUGGUCGAAUAUUAACUCCGGAUGAAAUUGAUAAAAUUGGAAGCGAAGAUAAAGAUGUCCAAGUGCCAGUACCUUGCCCACCAAAGAUGGAAGCUUUUAGAGAACAGAUUGACCAUUAUGAGAAUCUCUACAUGGAUAUCGAAGACAUGGAAUCGUAUAAAGUAUUUAAUUCCUGGUUCCAGGUGGAUAUAAGACCAUUCCGCCAAGCUUUACUGAAUACAGUUCGAAAAUGGGGUAACAUGUAUAAAGAGCAUUUAGUAGAAAAUGUUACGUCUAGUUUAAGCGAUCUAGGCAACUUUAUUCGAGAAGCUGAUGAAGGUCUACUUCAGCCCGUACCCGAAGGGGAUUAUGAAGCUCUCGUUACAGUUAUGGGUUAUCUAAUGAAUGUUAAGGACAGAGCAUUAACAACAGAUGAUAUGUUUCAACCACUAACGGAAACAAUUGAAUUACUCAAAUUCUAUGAUAUGGAUAUACCAGAAGAAGUUAAUGUUUUGUUACAAGAAUUACCAGAGCAAUGGCAAGCAACCAAGAAAUUGGCUCUUACCGUAAAGCAACAAGUAGCGCCAUUACAAGCAGCUGAAGUGGCUUGCAUACGAAAGAAGAUAACAAUUUUUGACUUGCAUGUUACUUAUUAUAGAGAAGUCUUUAAGAAGUAUGACUUCUUCAAAUACGAGUGUGACGAUCCAUACGCUGUUAUGUCGAGGGUUGACAAAGAGAUGUUGCAUUUGGAGGAUGAGAUGAAGAGCAUACAAGAGUCAGGAUCACUAUUUGAAGUAAACGUACCAGAGUUUAAAUUACUAAAGCAAUGUAGGAAGGAACUACGAAUGCUUAAGCAAUUAUGGGAUUACGUCUACAUUGUAAGAACAAGUAUUGAGGACUGGAAAACAACACCGUGGCGAAAAAUAGAUGUAGAAAAUAUGGAUAUUGAGUGUAAGAAGUUCGCAAAAGAAAUAAGACUCUUAGACAAAGAAAUGAGGAGUUGGGAUACUUAUAUUAAUUUGGAAGCAACAGUGAAAAAUAUGCUAACUUCAUUAAGAGCAGUAGGAGAACUUCAAAAUCCUGCGAUCAGAGAAAGACAUUGGGAUCAGUUGAUGAGAACUACGAAGAGCUUAGCUGCAUUGCCACCUGAACUCACAGUAAGAAUAGUAAUGGAUACCAAUACGACGUUGGCUGAUUUGUUGGCUUUAAAUUUGCACGAGUUUGAGGAGGAAGUAAAAAAUAUUGUUGAUAAAGCUGUUAAAGAAAUGUCGAUGGAAAAGAUACUUAAGGAUUUAAACACGACCUGGAGCCAGAUGGAGUUCGAACAAGAAGUACAUGCUAGAACGGGAUGUAUUUUAUUAAGAGCUAGUGAAGAGCUGAUAGAAACUCUAGAAGAGAAUCAGGUUCAAUUGCAAAAUUUAAUAACCUCGAAAUUUAUUGCUCACUUCUUAGAAGAAGUUUCGAGUUGGCAGCAGAAACUAUCAAUAGCUGAUCAAGUUAUUACAGUCUGGUUUGAAGUGCAAAGGACAUGGACUCACUUGGAAAGUAUUUUCAUGAGUUCGGAAGAUAUAAGAAAACAAUUACCUGAAGAUUCCGAAAGAUUUGAUAGAAUUGACGCAGAAUUUAAGGUCUUAUCAAAAGAUAUGUCAAAAACUCCAAAUGUUGUUAAAGGCACAAAUAAAGAAGGAUUGGUAGCAAUUCUGGAUAGCUUACAGAAAGACCUAAUUAUAUGCGAAAAAGCACUAGCAGAGUAUUUGGAAACGAAGAGAUUAGCUUUCCCAAGAUUUUAUUUCGUAUCUUCAGCAGACUUACUUGAUAUUUUAUCUAAUGGAAAUCAAGCGGAAUUAGUAAUUAGACACUUAACAAAACUAUUUGAUUCUAUUGCAAAGCUUAAAUUUGGUGAAAAUGAUAAACCUGAAGCGAAAAUGGCGGCUGGAAUGAUAGCAAAAGACGGCGAAUAUGUACCAUUUCAUGGGAUAUGUGACUGCAGUGGAGCUGUUGAAAUAUGGUUAAAUCGACUUCAAGAUAUUAUGAGAUCUUCUAUACGACAAUAUUUUAGUGAAGCUAUUGUAUCCUAUGAAGAAAAACCACGGGAACAAUGGUUAUUCGAUUACAUGGCCCAAGUGUCACUGUGUUGUUCCCAAAUUUGGUGGACUACUGAAGUAAAUUUAGCCUUCGCGAGGUUGGAAGAAGGGUAUGAUAAUGCUCUAAAAGAUUAUUAUAAGAAACAGUUGUCACAAUUAAGCACAUUGAUUACAUUGUUGAUUGGUGAACUAAGUAAACAGGAUAGACAAAAAAUCAUGACUAUUUGUACCAUAGACGUCCAUUCAAGAGAUGUCGUUAGUAAAUUAAUACAAGGAAAAGUUGAAUGGGGUGACAAAGAACUGCAUUGUUUCGCCAAUAUUUGUGACGCACAAUUCAAGUACAGUUACGAAUAUUUAGGAAAUACACCAAGAUUGGUGAUUACUCCUUUAACCGAUCGGUGUUAUAUAACGUUGACUCAAUCUUUGCAUUUAAUCAUGGGAGGUGGACCAGCAGGACCAGCCGGGACAGGGAAAACUGAAACUACAAAAGAUCUAGGACGAGCUCUCGGUAUAAUGGUGUAUGUUUUUAAUUGCUCAGAACAAAUGGAUUAUCAGUCUUGUGGAAAUAUAUAUAAAGGAUUAGCGCAAACAGGCGCUUGGGGGUGUUUUGACGAAUUUAAUAGAAUUUCCGUUGAGGUUUUGUCUGUAGUAGCUGUUCAAGUGAAAUCCGUCCAAGAUGCCAUAAGGGAUAAAAAGGAAAAGUUCAAUUUUAUGGGCGAGAUCAUUGUUUUAGUUCCAACUGUUGGAAUAUUUAUUACAAUGAAUCCAGGUUACGCGGGUAGAACUGAGCUGCCAGAAAACUUAAAAGCUCUAUUUAGGCCUUGCGCUAUGGUUGUUCCUGAUUUUGAAUUGAUUUGUGAAAUUAUGUUAGUCGCUGAAGGUUUUCAAGAUGCUAAGAUUUUGGCUCGAAAAUUCAUCACUCUAUAUACACUUUGCAAAGAACUUCUUUCUAAACAGGAUCAUUAUGACUGGGGUUUGAGAGCAAUUAAAUCUGUAUUGGUAGUUGCUGGCUCGUUGAAGAGAGGCGAUCCUGGUAGACCAGAAGAGGAGGUUUUAAUGAGAACCCUUCGAGAUUUUAAUAUUCCAAAAAUUGUAACAGAUGACAUGCCUGUUUUUAUGGGUUUAAUAGGUGAUCUAUUCCCUGCUCUUGAAGUGCCAAGAAAACGGGAUUUGGAAUUUGAGAGAACAGUUAAACAAGCAGCAAUGGAUUUGUUUCUUCAACCAGAAGAUAAUUUUAUAUUAAAAGUGGUCCAAUUAGAAGAGUUACUUGAGGUACGUCAUUCUGUUUUCAUUGUGGGUAAUGCUGGUACUGGGAAAACCCAAGUGUGGAAAACGUUAUUUAAAACUUAUCAAAAUCUGAAAAAGAAACCAAUAUACAAUGAUUUAAAUCCAAAAGCGGUGACAAAUGAUGAAUUAUUUGGUAUUAUUAAUCCCGCUACUAGGGAAUGGAAGGAUGGUUUAUUUUCCGUCAUAAUGAGAGACCAAGCGAAUAUUGUUGGAGAAAAUCCUAAAUGGAUCCUCUUGGAUGGUGAUAUUGAUCCAAUGUGGAUUGAAUCGUUGAAUACCGUAAUGGAUGAUAAUAAAAUUCUAACUUUAGCCAGCAAUGAGAGAAUUGCACUUACACCCAGUAUGCGACUUAUGUUUGAAAUAUCUAAUCUUCGUACAGCAACUCCAGCUACAGUAUCACGAGCCGGUAUUUUAUAUAUAAAUCCUCAAGAUUUGGGUUGGAAUCCGUACGUUACCAGUUGGAUAGAAACAAGAAAAAUUCCAGCGGAAAAAUCUAAUCUCGUUAUACUCUUCGAUAAAUAUAUUCCACCAUGCCUAGAAACUGUAAGGAACAGGUUUAAGAAGAUUACUCCUAUUGCUGAUAUGGCUCACAUUCAAAUGCUGUGUCAUUUACUAAAUUGUCUGUUAGUUCCUGAGAACACUCCUCCUGAUUGUUCAAAAGAUUGGCAUGAUAUUUUCUUUGUUUUUGCUUGUGUAUGGGCAUUUGGUUCUGCUAUGUUUCAAGACACGAAUAUAGACUAUAGAGUUGAGUUUUCGAAGUGGUGGUUAAAUGAAUUCAAAACUGUUAAAUUUCCAACUGGCGGCACGGUAUUUGACUAUUAUAUAGAUCCCGAAACGAAACAGUUUACGCCUUGGACAGAGAAAAUAACCAAGUUUGAGUUGGAUUCUGACGUACCUCUUCAGGCUGUACUAGUCCCGACGGCGGAAACUAUAAGAAUACGGUUCUUUUUGGAUUUGUUAAUGAAGAAUAGACACCCAGUAAUGUUGGUUGGCGGCGCUGGGUGUGGAAAAACUGUUCUAGUGAAUGAGAAGCUGCAAAGCCUUCCAGAAAAUUAUGCCAUCCAGUCGAUUCCAUUCAAUUUCUACACAACAUCCGAGAUGCUGCAGAAAAUUCUAGAAAAGCCGCUGGAAAAGAAAGCGGGUCGGAAUUAUGGACCUCCCGGGAGUAAGACCCUAAUAUACUUUAUAGAUGACAUGAAUAUGCCAGAAGUUGAUGCGUAUGGUACAGUGCAACCCCAUACGAUAAUACGACAACAUAUGGAUUAUAAUCACUGGUAUGAUCGGACAAAAUUGACCCUGAAAGAUAUACAUAACACCCAAUACGUAUCUUGUAUGAAUCCCACUUCAGGAAGUUUUACAAUAAACCCAAGAUUGCAAAGACAUUUCUGCGUAUUUGCUAUAAGUUUUCCUAACACGGAGGCUCUCAAUAACAUUUAUCAUUCAAUACUGAGCCAACAUCUUGCAAACCCUGAAUUAAGGAUCAGUGCACAAAUUGCAAAACUUUCGUCGAACGUAGUGAGUGCAACCAUUGCUCUUCACAACAAAGUUUCCCAAGUCUUCCUGCCGACAGCUAUCAAAUUCCAUUAUAUAUUUAACUUACGGGAUUUAUCUAAUGUUUUCCAGGGAUUCCUUUUCAGUACAAAUGAAUGUUUGGUAAAUCCUUCAGAUAUAAUCAGGCUUUGGCUGCACGAAACCCACAGGGUGUAUGGUGAUAAACUCACAGAAGAUAAAGAUAUUGACGCUUUUCUUAAAAUGCAAGUGGAUUUGUGUAAGAAGAAUUUUGAAGAUAUAGACGAAGGCGUAGUCUUUGAGCGACCUAACAUAUACUGCCAUUUUGCCGGUGGCAUCGGCGAGCCCAAGUACAUGCCCAUAGCGACGUGGACUCAACUCAAUAAGCUACUGACAGAAGCAUUAUCGAGUUACAACGAUCUAAUUGCUGCAAUGAAUUUAGUAUUAUUUGAAGACGCCAUGAUGCACAUUUGCAGAAUAAGUCGUAUAUUGGAAAGCCCAAGAGGCAGUGCCCUCCUGGUAGGCGUGGGCGGUUCAGGAAAACAAUCGUUAUCUAGACUUGCAGCAUUCAUAGCUAGCUUAGAAGUUUUCCAGAUACAAUUGAAGAAAGGGUAUGGAGUAUCAGACCUUAAGAAAGAGCUGUCAGGCUUGUACAUAAAGACUGGCUUGAAAAAUGUUGGAAUAAUGUUUCUGAUGACUGAUGCUCAAGUGGCUAACGAACAGUUCCUGGUUCUGAUCAAUGAUUUGCUGGCGUCUGGUGAAGUUGGUGAUCUGUUCCCUGAUGAUGAUAUCGAGAAUAUUAUUGCCGGUGUGAGGAAUGAGGUCAAAGGAGCAGGUCUACCGGAUACUAGAGAAAUUUGUUGGAAAUUCUUUAUAGACAGAGUGAGGAAGCAGUUAAAAGUCGUCCUGUGUUUUUCGCCCGUGGGUUCUACGUUACGAGUGAGAUCCAGAAAGUUCCCAGCUCUUAUUAAUUGUACAUCGAUCAAUUGGUUCCAUGAAUGGCCACAAGAAGCUUUGGUAUCUGUCUCUAUGCGCUUUUUAGAAGAGUUACAUGUCCUCCCUAUAACGCUCCGUGACUCGGUAUCAAGAUUCAUGGCAUAUGUUCACACUUCGGUUAACACAAUAUCUAAAGCAUAUUUAUCUAAUGAGAGACGGUAUAAUUAUACAACGCCUAAAAGCUAUUUAGAACAAAUCAGUCUGUACUCCAAAUUGGUUAACCAAAAGACAGAUGAACUUCGUGCAAAAAUCUCCAGAUUAGAAAAUGGCUUAGAAAAACUGCGAGGCACAGCAUCACAAGUGGAUGCUCUAAAAGCAAAAUUAGCAAUACAAGAAAUAGAGCUGCAACAAAAGAAUGAAGCUGCCGAUAAGCUUAUUGAAAUGGUUGGUGUUGAGACUGCUAAAGUUCAAAGUGAAAAAGCAUUGGCUGACGAGGAAGAAGAAAAAGUUGCAGUGAUAGCUGAAGAGGUAGCCAAAAAGCAAAAAGACUGCGAAGAAGAUCUUAUAAAAGCAGAACCAGCUCUUGUAGCGGCUCAGGAAGCUCUAAACACAUUAAACAAAGCAAAUCUUACGGAGUUAAAAUCAUUUGGUUCACCACCAGGAGCGGUAACUAAUGUCACUGCAGCGGUCAUGGUUCUCUUAGCCCCAGGAGGAAAAAUACCUAAAGAUAGAAGUUGGAAGUCUGCUAAGAUGAUGAUGGCAAAAGUGGAUGUAUUUUUGGAAUCUCUAAUACAUUACGAUAAAGAAAACAUCCAUCCAGAUGUCAUUAAAGCUAUCCAACCAUAUUUAAAAGAUUCUGAAUUUGAACCAGAGUUUGUGAGGUCUAAAUCAGCCGCGGCAGCAGGAUUAUGCGCAUGGGUCAUUAAUAUUAUUAAAUUUUACGAAGUAUUUUGUGACGUUGAGCCUAAAAGAAAGGCUUUGACUGCAGCUAACGCAGAAUUAGCAGCUGCAACAGAAAAACUCAAAUCUAUAAAGUCCAAAGUAGCUUCUCUAGAAGAACAACUAGCAACUUUAACAGCGGACUUUGAGAAAGCAACAGCUGAGAAAUUGAAAUGUCAACAGGAAGCUGAUGCUACAAAUAGAACUAUACAGUUAGCUAAUAGACUGGUAAAUGGGCUGGCUAGUGAAAACGUUAGAUGGGCUGAAGCUGUUUCUAACUUCAUGCAACAGAGUACGACUUUACCAGGCGAUGUGCUUUUGGUUUGUGCGUUUAUCUCAUACGUGGGUUGUUUUACUAAACUCUACAGAUUGGAUUUGUUACAUAAAAAUUGGCAACCAUUUUUGAAAACAUUGGAGCCUCCAAUACCCAUAACAGAAGGGCUGGAUCCGCUUACUAUGUUAACAGACGAUACAACUAUAGCUAUGUGGCAGAAUGAAGGCUUGCCCUCUGAUAGAAUGAGCACAGAAAAUGCAACCAUACUAUCUAAUUCUGACCGGUGGCCCUUAAUGAUUGACCCCCAGUUACAAGGAGUAAAAUGGAUAAAACAAAAGUACGGAGAUAUUUUACGUGUAAUACGUCUUGGACAGAAAGGUUAUUUAGAUACAAUUGAAAAAGCAAUUAUUAAAGGCGAAACUGUAUUAUUGGAAAAUAUAGGAGAAACGGUAGAUCCUGUAUUAGAUCCCUUGUUGGGAAGAAAUCUGAUUAAAAAAGGAAGGGCAAUUAAGAUAGGUGAUAAGGAGGUGGAAUAUAGUUCGAACUUCAGGCUUAUAUUGCACACAAAACUAGCUAAUCCUCAUUACAAACCAGAAAUGCAAGCUCAAACAACUUUAGUCAACUUUACUGUAACUAGAGACGGUUUAGAAGAUCAACUUUUAGCUGAAGUUGUAAAGGCUGAAAGGCCCGAUCUGGAGGAACUAAAAGCUGAACUAACUAAACAACAAAAUGAAUUUAAAAUACAAUUAAAAGAACUAGAAGAUGACUUAUUAUCCAGACUGUCUUCAGCCGGUGAAAAUAUUCUUGGUGAUACGGCAUUGAUAGAAAAUUUAGAAAUAACUAAGAAAACAGCAGCGGAUAUUGAAAAAAAGGUCUCGGAAGCUAAAGUGACAUCGCAUGAGAUUGACCAAGCAAGAGAAUUCUAUCGGCCGGCUGCAGCUAGAGCGUCUCUUUUGUAUUUUAUUUUAAACGAUCUAAAUACUAUAAAUCCAAUCUACCAAUUCUCUUUAAAGGCUUUUAGUGUGGUAUUUCAAAAAGCGAUAUCCAAAGCAGAACCAUGCGAGGAAGUAAGUCAAAGAAUAAAGAAUUUGAUCGACUGCAUUACGUAUUCUGUGUUUCAAUAUACAUCAAGAGGCCUUUUUGAAUGCGAUAAGCUUAUUUUUGCAUCGCAAAUGACUUUCCAGGUGCUACUAAUGAGUGAAGAAAUAUCCCCAGCUGAGCUGGAUUUCUUCUUACGAUUUCCAAUCAAACCCCACGUGACUAGUCCAGUCGAUUUUCUAUCAAACCAAAGUUGGGGAGGUAUUUGCUCACUGGCUAGCAAGGAUGAAUUCCGCAAUCUUGAUAGAGAUAUUGAGACGUCGCCAAAGAGAUGGAAGAAGAUUGUAGAAAUGGAGUGCCCUGAAAGAGAGAAGUUUCCACAAGAAUGGAAAAACAAAACAGCCCUCCAAAGGUUAUGUAUGUUAAGAGCGUUAAGGCCUGACCGAAUGACCUAUGCUGUAGCCACGUAUAUCGAAGAGAAGAUGGGCUCAAAGUAUGUUGAAAACAGAACGGUGGAAUUUAGUAAAUCAUUUGAAGAAACGAGCCCAAGCACUCCGAUUUUCUUUAUUCUAUCUCCCGGAGUGAAUCCUUUGAAAGAUGUGGAGGCUUUAGGAAAAGCAAUGGGCUUCACAUCUGAUAACGGGAAUUUCCAUAACGUAUCUCUGGGCCAAGGACAGGAGAUAGUUGCAGAGCAAGCUAUGGAUGAGUCUUUUAAGGAAGGACAUUGGGUUGUACUACAGAAUAUACAUUUAGUGAAAAAAUGGUUACCAAGUCUUGAAAAGAAAAUGGAAAGCUUUGCUCAAGGAUGUCACCAAGAUUUCAGACUGUUUAUGUCAGCGGAGCCCGCCGCCACUCCCACGGCACAUAUAAUUCCGCAAGGAAUUUUGGAGUCAAGUAUUAAAAUUACAAACGAACCCCCAACUGGCAUGCAGGCUAACUUACAUAAAGCAUUGGAUAAUUUUAAUCAAGAAACAUUAGAAAUGUGUGGAAAAGAAGCGGAGUUCAAGGCUAUACUAUUCUCGUUGUGCUAUUUUCACGCAGUGGUGGCGGAGAGGCGAAAGUUUGGUCCACAAGGAUGGAACAAGAUUUAUCCUUUCAAUGUUGGUGACCUAACAAUCAGCGUUUUUGUAUUAUAUAAUUACUUGGAGGCAAAUUCAAAAGUGCCAUGGGAGGACCUUAGGUACCUCUUCGGGGAAAUAAUGUACGGCGGUCACAUCACCGACGACUGGGAUAGAAGGCUUUGUAAUGCCUAUUUGGAGGAAUUGAUGCAACCUGAUCUGGUUGACGGGGAGCUUCAGCUAGCUCCUGGUUUCCCAGCUCCACCCAACACCGACUACGCUGGCUACCACCAGUAUAUAGAAGAUGCCAUGCCUGCAGAAUCUCCGUAUUUGUACGGGUUGCAUCCAAACGCUGAAAUUGGCUUUCUAACUACCACAUCGGAAAAUUUAUUCAGAACUAUAUUUGAAAUGCAACCACGCGAUGCCCAAGCUUCAGGCGCCACUACAGUCACUAGAGAGGAUAAGGUAAAACAAAUGCUGGAUGAAAUAAUGGAGAAAUUGCCAGAAGAAUUCAAUAUGGUCGAAAUAAUGGGUAAGGUUGAGGAAAGAACGCCAUACGUAAUUGUUGCUUUCCAAGAAUGUGAAAGGAUGAACAAUUUGACUGGAGAGAUGAAAAGGUCGCUGAGGGAAUUGGAUUUGGGUCUUAAGGGUGAACUAACUAUAACAUCAGACAUGGAAGAUUUGGAAAAUGCCUUAUUUUUAGAUCAAGUGCCAGCAAUAUGGGCGAACAGAGCAUAUCCUUCGCUCUUGGGUUUAUCCGCUUGGUUCGUGGAUCUUCUACUGCGAUUGCGUGAAUUGGAAACGUGGGCUACUGAUUUUGUGUUACCAACGUCAGUGUGGCUGGGAGGGUUUUUCAAUCCUCAGAGCUUACUCACAGCUAUUAUGCAGAGCACGGCAAGACGCUACGAGCUCCCUCUAGACAAGAUGUGCUUACAGUGUGACGUCACUAAGAAGAUGAAGGAAGACUUUACCAUUGCUGAUUCUCGCUCCGCACCGCGAGAUGGCGCUUACGUUCACGGCCUGUUGAUGGAAGGCGCUCGUUGGGACAUGCAAGCUGGAAUCAUCAUGGAUUCUCGCUUAAAAGACCUCUUUCCGCCUAUGCCUGUUAUUAACGUUAGGGCCAUAACGCAAGACAAGCAAGACCUCCGCAACAUGUACGAGUGUCCAGUUUACAAAACUCGAACCCGUGGUCCGACAUAUGUGUGGACUUUCAACUUGAAGACCAAAGAUAAACCCGCCAAGUGGACUCUGGCUGGAGUUGCGUUGCUUCUGCAAAUAUAAAUAUAUAAGAAUUUUACUCGCACCCUCUUAUAUAUAAGCAGUUAAUUGUAAUGGUUCGAAAUGUUA